AUGGUAAAUUGCUCUAUCAGUUGUAUCCAUGGAGAAUGCAUAGAAAAAUGGAACGGGCACAAAUGUUUGUGCGAUCCUUUUUGGUCUGGUGAAAAUUGCGAUUCAAUAUGGAAGUUUCUCAUUUGCACUGCAGUGUUUUUCACGGGCUUCUUUGGAAUUCUUGCGACACUUUCGUGCACGUUUGGAAAUGACGCCUCGAAUGUUUUUCGGAAUAAUCCGUUGUCAGAGUGUGACAGCGACGGCGAAGAUUGCGAUGCAUGGCGGCCCAAAGAUCCGAAAUACGAUCUGGCGCAGGAUAAGGACGUCAGGGAUCAGAUCGAAAACGUCAGGAAAGAUGCGAUACUAGAAUUGAAAAAGAUCACGAUAUGA
Molecule: messenger RNA, 369 nt
Organism: Oikopleura dioica
Lineage: Eukaryota; Metazoa; Chordata; Appendicularia; Copelata; Oikopleuridae
Source: the annotation of a GenBank genome assembly